AUGUUGGAUACUUUGUGCAAUUCCAACAUGACUUCGCAAUCGCAGGCAGAGUCCUACGCUACUGCAAUCCUUUCCGGCCUAUUGGCUCUGGUUACAAUUCCUGGAAACGUCCUGGUCUGCCUGGCAGUUCUAAAGACGUCGAACAGAAACAUCCGAAAUCCUUUUAACUAUUUCGUGCUGAGUCUUGCCGUCGCCGACCUGGUAGUCGGUUGCCUGACCGAACCAUUGUCGGUUUAUGUCCACGUGAAAGAAGCCUCGGGUGGUCGUGUAGAGCACGUGGAAUUGGAGUUCCUUCACAUGUCCUAUUUCAUAUCUUGUACCUCUUCCGUGUUAAGCAUCUGUCUUCUCGGAAUCGAGAGAUAUGUUGCAAUUACUUCGCCGCUUAAGUUCAGGCUGUUCUUCAGUGUACGAAGAUUUCUUCUUCUGGGGACUAUACUUUGGUUGACAUCGAUAGGCCUGUCAUCGAUUUAUCUCGUCACAAACUACACGACUUAUGCUCUGAUCUUCAGCACAAAUGCGGUCGGCUGGACUCUGGGCGUGAGUAUUUUUACGUACACCAAAAUCUUGAGGACGUUCAACGAAAGGCUGAGAAACUCUGCAAUACAGCGAAGAAAGAAAACAACGAUGUCGAGUGAAACAAAAUCGCAGUCGGCAAAUGUCGGGUUGCAGCCGGUAAAUCGUCAUCAUAGGUCGCCCUCAAAACAACCGCUAUCCCCCGCGGUCGUUCCAAAACACAAAUCCAGGUUAAGUCCCUCGCCUGCAACGCAUGAUGGUAACGAAUCUAAGUCUAAAACGCACCACGACGCAAAGGGAAUGAUUCCAAUGACUAAAAGUAAAAAAAACGAUUCGCUCCCUAAUCCGUGGAACGUGAAGUUAACGAAAACCUACCUGGUUAUCAUAUCGAUAUUUCUCGCGUGUUAUUUUCCCGCGUGUGUCGUGAUAUACACUAUGAAAUGGUGCAGCACGUGUAGCUGUGAGACCCUGCGUUAUUUGCAAGAUUUGCAGUUCAUGAUCAUAGCCGUACAAUCCGCGUUGAACCCGUUCGUGUACGCUUUCCGCUUCAAACGUUUCCGGAACGCCGUGAUGCAAAUGCUACACUGCCGCCCGCGAACGCGAGCUAAUGUACGGUCAACGGUAAACUUCAAGAGUAACAUGGCCCUAACCAAGAGCACGUUGUCACUGCAAGUCUCCGCGAUAAAGAAGCACUCUUCCGAAGAAUUAUGAGACAAAAACGGUAUUUGGGCCUUGGAGCCGAUAUUGGGCUGGAACAGCGGGCCCAAACAAACAAUGAU
This is a messenger RNA of Dendronephthya gigantea, 1292 nucleotides long. RefSeq names its product probable G-protein coupled receptor No18. The coding region runs from base 1 to 1224 and encodes 407 amino acids. Gene Ontology annotation, molecular function: G protein-coupled receptor activity. Gene Ontology annotation, biological process: adenylate cyclase-activating adrenergic receptor signaling pathway. Lineage: Eukaryota; Metazoa; Cnidaria; Anthozoa; Malacalcyonacea; Nephtheidae. The transcript is spliced from 2 exons. The record is from RefSeq and is a predicted model, not a curated record. Gene Ontology annotation, cellular component: membrane.